UUUAAUUAUUGUUUUAUUUUUUUUCUGUUAAAUAUGAUUUUCGAAAGCUAAGACAAAGAUUUGUAUAUCUUUCAUUUUCAAGUUUGAAUUGGCCAAGUUUAUGGAAAACUAAUGAACUUUACAAAAGAAUGGUUGGACCCAUGAAUUUAGAUCUCUCUCUCUCUCUCUCUCUCUCUCUCUCUCUCUCUCUCUCUCUCUCUCUCUCUCCAUAUAUUUCUCUAUAUUAUACAUAGACACAUAUAUAAUGGUGUAUGUUCAAAUGAGAUUGGUAUUCUACUGCAUGCAGGUGUCAUGACUGCAUAUAUAGCAUUUGGGAAUAAAGAUAUUAAAUCCAGAGCUAAGAGAUUUUUGAGUAGUAUCACAAAUUCAAUUGAGACAGUUCUGAGGCGCAAUGUGGAAGUCAGAAUGGGACUUAUUGCAGAUGGGGAAAAUUCUAUAAACAGGAUAAAAGCAGUCAAGACACUAGAUUCUAUGGCAGUGGCACAGAAGCAAAUGGAAAUGAUUAGGAUGAUGGGCAGGCACCGAAAUGCAGAUAAUAGCAGAUUAAGUACUUCAUCAUAUCAGGGCCCAUGUAAAGAACAACUCAAUCUGACCAGAAAAAGCUUUAAUGUUUAUGAGUGUUUGGGGGCUCCCUUGUGCCCACAAUUUCCAUGUGGAAUGCAUUGACGAGUGGCUCCGGCUGAAUGUGAAGUGCCACCUUUGCCGCUACUCCGUCUUCCGUAACCUCAACCUCAGCGCCCUCUCUAACCUUCAAGCUGACUCUGGGUGCCCUCUGCUAGUGUUUUGACGGCCACACGCUACGUGCACACGCAGCUAGCAGGCCAGAGCUACCUGUUGAGGUUGCAGGGCCUACUACGCACAAUCCGAAUGGAGAAUGCUGGUGGAGGCAAUGAUGAUGCUGGCCUAGAAGUAGCAGAAGAUGGACGGGUAGUGUUAUGUCAGGGUCUGCCAAGCACGAUGGCACCGGUGAUGACGGGUGCGACCAUGACUUUGUAUUAUUUGUGGAACCUAAUGUUAUGUAACAGUUUGAUUGAGUUAAACUUUAAAUAGACUAUUGUUAACUG
Molecule: messenger RNA, 1064 nt
Organism: Magnolia sinica
Lineage: Eukaryota; Viridiplantae; Streptophyta; Magnoliopsida; Magnoliales; Magnoliaceae
Product: protein STICHEL-like 1
Exons: 2
Coding region: 292-666 (124 amino acids)
Source: RefSeq, a predicted model, not a curated record